Molecule: messenger RNA, 1125 nt
Organism: Gastrolobium bilobum
Lineage: Eukaryota; Viridiplantae; Streptophyta; Magnoliopsida; Fabales; Fabaceae
Product: myb-related protein 1-like
Exons: 6
Coding region: 1-1125 (374 amino acids)
Molecular function (GO): DNA-binding transcription factor activity; DNA binding
Source: RefSeq, a predicted model, not a curated record
AUGUCACAAGGAAAUGAGCUUCAUAAUAAUGAGAGGAGUGGCAGGAGUAGUGAGGACCAAGUUGAGGAAACAUCAUCAGGAUCUUCACAGAAAUGUUCUUCCUUUGACUUGAAUGAAGAAGCUAGCAGUGAAGAUAACAAUGAAGCCUGUGAACUCACAAUGGAAUUAGAGAAUGAGAAAGCAAAGGAUGAGGGCACUUCAGCAAAUAGAAGUAGUUCAUCAACAGAAGGAAAUGAGAGAAAAGGUGCAGUUAGGCAAUAUGUUAGAUCCAAAAUGCCUCGGCUUCGAUGGACUCCUGAGCUUCAUCUUUCCUUUGUGCAUGCUGUUGAAAGGCUUGGUGGUCAAGAGAGAGCAACACCAAAGUUGGUGCUUCAGCUAAUGAAUGUGAGAGGACUAAGCAUUGCUCAUGUCAAGAGUCACUUGCAGAUGUAUCGAAGCAAGAAACUUGACGAGGCCGGGCAAGUACUAAGUCAAACAUACAGAUCAUCGACCCAAGAAGUAGUUCGUAGAUCUCAAAUAUUCAAUCAGUCCAUGAAUCCUCAUCAACAUUUCAAGAUGGGAAAUGGUGGAAUUAUCCUAGCAAGUAGUUGCAACGAGCAAAGUCAUUUCCAAAGUCUCCUACGGCCUUCUUUCUCCCUAUCACGUUCACAUACAAACGCCACCGACUCAAGGCACCAGCAUUGGUACUUGAAUCAUCAACCUUUAAGAAUACCAAUAGCUUCAAACCAAAUUCAACGAAUGGAUACAUCAGGCAAAAUUGCACCCAUGCGACCAAGCCAAUUUCUUGAAGAGAAAAGGUGGCCUCCAUUAGAAAUUAUGAACAAUCAUCAAUCCAAUAAGUUCAAAACAACACCUGCCAAUGUUAUUGUUGGGUCACAGGCUGUUGAACGAAGCACUGGGAACAACACAAGUAUCAGAGAAUAUCUAUCACAUCCCAAUGAUAUUGUAAAGCUAGCAUUUGAUCCCCCAUUUCGGAUUAAGUUGAAUGAAGAGAAACUGCAGAAAGACAAGCAAGACUUGCCUCAUUUGCAACUUGGUUUGAGUCACACAGAUGGAACGGGUGAUGGCAAGAUUGAACAUUGCAGAGAAACCCAAGAAAUUAGCACUAAGCUUUCACUUUCUUAG